AUGCUUGCGAGUGGCGCCGUGGUAGAUCCGUUGGAGGUGGAGGGGACAUUCAUCAAGAGCCCGUUUAUUCGGCAAGUUUUUCUGCACAGGGAAAAUCGUCCCUACCCCACCGCGUUGGUGGUCACGAACGCCAAGGCCAUCCCAUCACACCUGCGCAAGGUGGAACGCCGUGACGGCGUGCUCAUUGUGAGCGAGCGCGAGAAGGCAGAUUGUAUUCGGGCAGAGUUGCGUCGCGUCUCGCAGGGGCUGCCAGCGCGGGCGCACGUGCACCGGUUUGCCUUUAUAGAGGAGUGCACUCUGGCCAACGGCGUUAUAACAUGUAAGUACACCUUUGCUUGA
Messenger RNA from Trypanosoma rangeli, 339 nucleotides. RefSeq names its product long-chain-fatty acid-CoA ligase protein. NCBI's taxonomy places the organism in Eukaryota, Euglenozoa, Kinetoplastea, Trypanosomatida, Trypanosomatidae. The record is from RefSeq and is a predicted model, not a curated record. The transcript has a single exon. The coding region runs from base 1 to 339 and encodes 112 amino acids.